This is a messenger RNA of Leptopilina heterotoma, 1769 nucleotides long. Its product is annotated as G-protein coupled receptor Mth2-like. The coding region runs from base 50 to 1564 and encodes 504 amino acids. Gene Ontology annotation, molecular function: G protein-coupled receptor activity. The transcript has 6 exons. Gene Ontology annotation, biological process: cell surface receptor signaling pathway; G protein-coupled receptor signaling pathway. NCBI's taxonomy places the organism in Eukaryota, Metazoa, Arthropoda, Insecta, Hymenoptera, Figitidae. The record is from RefSeq and is a predicted model, not a curated record. Gene Ontology annotation, cellular component: membrane.
AAAAGAAAGAAAGAAAGAAAGAAAGAAAAAGUGAAUAAAAAAUUUUGCCAUGUCUCGUAAAUUUUUAUUUGAAAUCUUUCUUAUUGUCUUCGUUAUCAAUCAGUCUGAAUCAUUAAUUCAUGGGGAUGUAGUCGCCCCAACGAUACAUCCAAUUUCACUGAAUUCGUCAGUGCCGGAGGUAUACAAAAAAUUACCACUUGUGGGAAAGUGUUGUCCAUUGGGUGAAAUUUUGACUUUAAACGAUAAUCACAAAGCUUCCUGUUCAGCAAUCAAUUCAACAGGAUUUCUAUCAAAGAACAAUGUAUUUUCACCACUUUUUAGUGAAUUUAAUGCAACUGGCUUCGAAGCACCAGGCGAUCGACAAACAAUAUUUGCAGCCUACAUAGGUGAUCCUUGCUACUAUAACAGAUAUAUGUUAGAGCCAAAAGAAUCAUUGGAAGACGAACAUUAUUUAUUGCGAAAUGGUUCAAUUUUUGCCCCCUAUGAAAAGCCAGCACUAUUAUCACCUGGUGUUAAUUAUUGUAUGGAUAUACUGGAGAAUGUGGGACUCAAGACAAUUGUUUGUUCGAAAAAAGAUGAACUUGAGGACACACCUGAUUAUCGACUAAUAAUUUACGCUUGUGGAUUAUUAAUAUCAGUGCCAUUUUUGUUUCUGACAAUUGUCGCUUAUUGUAUUACGCCAAUAUUGAAAGACGCACAUGGAAAGGCACUUUGUAAUUACUGCGGUUGUCUAAUUGUUGCCUUUUCAACUCUGGCGCUUGCUCAACUUGCCAGUGAGCACAUCAGCAAUGAAGUCUGCGUUUCAAUAGCAUUCAUCAUACAAUUUUCGUUUGUGGCCUGCUUCUUUUGGCUGAAUGUCAUGUGUAUCGAGACGUGGCUAUUGAUUCAUCGACGAGUACAUCGUGAUCAAUGCUACUGGGAACCUAAGAAGCUCUUUUUUUACUAUUCUAUUUGGGGCUGGGUUCCACCGGCAACACUCAUUCUAAUUUCAAUGAUAAUGGAUCUUAAUCCAACAGUUCCCAGUACAUACGUUAAACCCAAUUUUGGAUCUCAAAGCUGUUGGUUCAAAUCGGAUAAAGAAGCAAUGCCCUACUUCUACAUUCCAGUUGGUGUUCUCAUUGUAAUGAACCUAAUAUUUUUUGCCUUAACUGCCAGGGACGUUAAUAGUUAUCAACGUGAAUUGGAUUUACGUCUUCUUGCCCGUAAUCAAGAAUCAGAUCGCCGCGAACAAAAAAUGAUAAGACGAACAAAGAAAACACUAUUCGUAUCAAUUGGACUAUUCUUCAUAAUGGGAAUGAAUUGGGCGAUGGAAAUGAUAUCGUGGUGGUCGGGUGGUGAUCCACUGGCGUGGUCCGCAUUCGAUAUGGUUAAUGCACUUCAGGGUAUCAUUAUAUUUGGUCUAUUUGUUCUUCGAAGGCCAAUUCAGGAUAUUGUCUGGUAUCGAAUUCAAUAUCUUCGUGGUGUGCCUGUCGAUGAGCCGGAAAUUCUCAAUAUUGACCUGCGAAUGCUGCCAUUGAGUGACAUUGAUGAGACUGAUAAUAAUCAAACUGCUGAGCAAUGUUGAAUUAUUUUUUUUAGUUUUUAUUUUAGUUCUAAAAAACUUUGAAUAAAUAAUAAACUGAAACGACGCAACGCUGGACGGGAGAAAGAAAAGGAGAGAUAGUUUUAUAUAACUACUAGAGGGGCAAACUUAAGUUGACUAUUUAAUUCCGCUCUUUCGCCACUAGGAGCGCUGCCGGCCUCUUUCGUAGACAACGCGCCAAAAAUAG